Molecule: messenger RNA, 885 nt
Organism: Symsagittifera roscoffensis
Lineage: Eukaryota; Metazoa; Xenacoelomorpha; Acoela; Convolutidae
Product: 3-oxoacyl-[acyl-carrier-protein] reductase FabG-like
Exons: 5
Coding region: 1-885 (294 amino acids)
Molecular function (GO): oxidoreductase activity
Source: RefSeq, a predicted model, not a curated record
AUGGCUUGCGAUGAUACAGAUGGUGUCAUGUCACCCCUGGAUCGGAACAUGCCCGAAAGUCUUCGGGUCAAAAUUACGAUGGUCGCAGAAACAAUCAUGAGUGUGAUAAUGCUGUCUGGUAAAGUAGCCCUGAUAACUGGGGCCUCUUCUGGCAUUGGAGCAGCCACCGCUGAGUAUUUUGCCAAAGAGGGUAUUGCAGGGUUAUGUAUCACAGGCAGGAACGAAGAAGCUUUAGUGGAAACAUCGCUGAAAUGCAGCGUACAUAUCGCACUAGAAAAUGUUCUCACAAUGACUGGAGAUGUUACAGACGAAGAUUUUUGCAAGAAUCUUGUGGAACAGACAAUUGCCAAGUUUCAAUCUCUUCACGUGUUAGUUAACUGUGCUGGUAUCCUUACAACUGGAAAGUUCGAAAGCACACAUCUUGCGGUUUACGACAAUGUUAUGAAUAUUAAUGCGCGUUCCAUUGUGGCCCUCACUCAAUUUGCUAUUCCUCAUUUGAAGAAACAUCCUGGAAAAGCAUCAAUCGUUAAUGUGUCCUCUGUCAAUGGAAUAAGGUCGUUUGCCAAUGUGGGUCCCUACUGUAUGUCCAAGGCUGCCCUGGAUAUGUUUACCCAGUGUCUAGCUCUAGAGUUGGCACCUGAUGUUCGGGUGAACUCUGUUAACCCCGGUGUGAUUCAAACUGAGGUCCACAAACGAGCAGGUAUGACGGAUGAAGCCUAUUCGGACUUUUUAAAGCACAGUCAGACAACCCAUGCUUUGGGGCGUCCGGGCCAGCCCGAUGAAGUUGCAAACGUUAUCGCUUUCUUAGCAAGUGAUCAAGCCAGUUUCAUGACUGGGAAUAUUACACCUAUUGACGGAGGCCGCCAUGCUAUGUGCCCGAGAUAA